GUUAUGCAAAAUAAGCCUUGUAGGGAUGUUGUUUCCAAGCAACACCGUUUGUGCAAAAUCGCGUUUGGAGCCGUUUUCAAAGAAAACAAUUCAGUAAAUGAUGCAUCGAGCAUACCAGCCGUUGACACCAGCCAAUAAUAUUUACUUGAGGCAAAGAUGGGAUCAGGAGUUCUACGAAGAACACAGGAAAAAGAUUUCCUUGGCCAAGUCGGUUAUAGACAACAAUCCACCAAAGACUUACAUGCAUCUUCACAUCAAACUUAAGAAAUUACAGAUGGAGGGCGAGAGACUAGCUAUAGUGGAGCGAGACAAUCGUAUAUUACUAGAGAAAAUGGCGCACAUCAUGAGAACUGGCGGCAGAGUGGAUAACCGGAAAGAGGAUUAUAAACAAAAAAGUCUCAAUAAAACCAAGAGACAACGGGAACUUCUGAGAAUCACCCAUGAGAACUUUGCUAUUCUGAAAAGAUUAACGGCCAAGGAACCCCACUAUCACCACAUGCGAUGGCAGGAUGAAUGGAAUAUUAACCAAAGAUAUAUGAUGAACAUUUCAAAGUUUCCUCACUAUUGGAAGAAUAAGCAUCUUGUCCCAUACGAGGUUCAUAAAGAGAAAAUAGCAGAUGCUAACAGACGUAUCAGAAAUCGGCAAGAGCAACACGUAAACCACAAAGGAUCUAGACCCGAUGCCAGUGGAUCUAAGGGGAGUGUUCCGAUGUCUAAUCAUUCAGGAUUACAAAGUCCUCAAAUCUGUGUUCAGUCCCCCUCCUCCCCCCACGUGGAAGACUGCAUCGUAAAAGAAAGUGGUUAAAAACUAGGACAUCUUUUUUAAAAAUCUCCUUUCAAGAAAGAUAAAUAAUAUGGAAGGAUUUUUAAACAUCAAAAUAAAAUAAAAUUUUCAUAGAAGGAAAUUAAUAUUGACACAUAUCUUAUAGGGUGCCAAAUUUUUAAGCCAUAUUAAAUUACAUUAUGUAAAUUUAAUCAUAAAAAAUAUAUAAAGAAUAAACGAAUUAACUCGA
Molecule: messenger RNA, 1013 nt
Organism: Saccostrea cuccullata (small rock oyster)
Lineage: Eukaryota; Metazoa; Mollusca; Bivalvia; Ostreida; Ostreidae
Product: sperm axonemal maintenance protein CFAP97D1-like
Exons: 6
Coding region: 98-805 (235 amino acids)
Source: RefSeq, a predicted model, not a curated record